CGGGGAUCGCGCCCCCGGGGCCGCUGAGCCUGCGCCCGGUGCCCCGCGCCCCGCGCCCCGCGCCCGCGCCCCGCGCCGAGCCGAGCCCGCGCCGAGCCUCAGCCGCCCAUCCCGGGGCCCGGGCCGGGGGACCAGCAGGCCACACGAGGACUGCCUGUGCCCCAGAAGCAGGAUGAGAAGAUGGCAGACUUCCUGUUACCUCGGGGCACCAGCAGCUUCCGCAGGUUCACCCGGGAGUCCCUGGCGGCCAUCGAGAAGCGCAUGGCAGAGAAGCAAGCCCGAGGCUCGGCCGCCUCGCAGGAGAGCCGGGAAGGGCUGCCCGAGGAGGAGGCUCCCCGGCCCCAGCUGGACCUGCAGGCCUCCAAAAAGCUGCCAGAUCUCUAUGGCAACCCGCCCCGAGAGCUCAUCGGGGAGCCCCUGGAGGACCUGGACCCCUUCUAUAGCACCCAAAAGACCUUCAUCGUGCUGAAUAAAGGCAAGACCAUAUUCCGCUUCAGUGCCACCAAUGCCUUGUAUGUCCUCAGUCCCUUCCACCCUGUCCGGAGAGCGGCCGUGAAGAUUCUGGUUCAUUCGCUAUUCAGUAUGCUCAUCAUGUGCACCAUCCUGACCAACUGCGUGUUCAUGGCCCAGCACGACCCUCCACCCUGGACCAAGUAUGUCGAGUACACCUUCACUGCCAUUUACACCUUUGAGUCUCUGGUCAAGAUUCUGGCUCGAGGCUUCUGCCUGCAUGCGUUCACCUUCCUCCGGGACCCGUGGAAUUGGCUAGACUUCAGUGUGAUAGUCAUGGCAUACACAACAGAAUUUGUGGACCUGGGCAAUGUGUCAGCCUUACGUACCUUCCGAGUCCUCCGGGCCCUGAAAACUAUAUCAGUCAUUUCAGGUCUGAAGACCAUCGUGGGGGCUCUGAUCCAGUCUGUGAAGAAGCUGGCCGACGUGAUGGUCCUCACCGUCUUCUGUCUCAGUGUCUUUGCCCUCAUCGGCCUGCAGCUCUUUAUGGGUAACCUGAGACACAAGUGUGUCCGCAACUUCACGGCGCUCAACGACACCAACGGCUCUGUGGAGGCUGAUGGCCUGGUCUGGGAGUCACUGGACCACUACCUCAGCGACUCAGGAAACUACUUGCUGAAGAAUGGCACCUCCGAUGUGUUACUGUGUGGGAACAGUUCUGAUGCCGGGACAUGUCCCGAGGGUUACCGGUGCCUAAAGGCAGGGGAGAACCCUGACCACGGCUACACCAGCUUUGACUCCUUUGCCUGGGCCUUCCUUGCGCUCUUCCGCCUAAUGACACAGGACUGCUGGGAGCGCCUCUACCAGCAGACCCUGAGGUCUGCAGGGAAGAUCUAUAUGAUCUUCUUCAUGCUUGUCAUCUUCCUGGGCUCCUUCUACCUGGUGAACCUGAUCCUGGCUGUGGUUGCCAUGGCCUACGAGGAACAAAACCAAGCCACCAUUGCUGAGACAGAGGAGAAGGAAAAGCGCUUCCAGGAGGCCAUGGAGAUGCUCAAGAAAGAGCAUGAGGCCCUCACCAUCAGGGGUGUGGACACUGUGUCCCGCAGCUCCUUGGAGAUGUCCCCUUUGGCCCCAGUAACCACCCAUGAGAGAAGAAGCAAGAGGAGAAAACGAAUGUCUUCGGGGACAGAGGAGUGUGGGGAUGACAGGUUCCCCAAGUCCGACUCAGAGGAUGGUCCCAGAACAAUGAAUCGCCUGAGCAGCACACAUGGCCUCAGCAGGACCUCCGUGAAGCCACGCUCCAGCCGUGGGAGCAUCUUCACCUUUCGCAGGCGAGACCUGGGCUCGGAGACAGAUUUUGCAGAUGAUGAAAACAGUACAGCGGGAGACAGCGAGAGCCACCGCACGUCCCUGCUGGUGCCCUGGCCUCUGCGCCAGCCUAGUGCCCAGGGACAGCUCAGUCCAGGGAUCUCGGCUCCCGCCCUCAAUGGUAAAAGGAACAGCACCGUGGACUGCAACGGGGUGGUCUCCUUGCUGGGGGCAGGUGAUCUGGAGGCCACCUCCCCAGGGAGCCACCUCCUCCGUCCUGUGAUACUGGAUCGCCCCCCAGACACGACCACACCGUCGGAGGAGCCAGGCAGGCCCCAGAUGCUGACCCCACAGGCUCCAUGUGUGGAUGGCUUCGAGGAGCCAGGAGAGCGACAGCGGGCCCUCAGCGCAGUCAGCGUCCUCACCAGUGCACUGGAAGAGUUGGAAGAGUCUCACCGCAAGUGUCCACCAUGCUGGAACCGCUUCGCCCAGCGCUACCUGAUCUGGGAGUGCUGCCCGCUGUGGAUGUCCAUCAAGCAGAGAGUGAAGUUCAUGGUCAUGGACCCGUUCGCCGACCUCACCAUCACCAUGUGCAUCGUGCUUAACACGCUCUUCAUGGCACUGGAGCACUACAACAUGACAGCUGAGUUUGAGGAGAUGCUGCAGGUCGGAAACCUGGUCUUCACAGGGAUCUUCACCGCAGAGAUGACUUUCAAGAUCAUCGCUCUGGACCCCUACUACUACUUCCAGCAGGGCUGGAACAUCUUUGACAGCAUCAUUGUCAUCCUGAGCCUCAUGGAGCUGGGCCUGUCCCGCAUGGGCAACCUCUCAGUGCUGCGCUCCUUCCGCCUGCUGCGGGUCUUCAAGUUGGCCAAAUCCUGGCCCACCCUGAACACGCUCAUCAAGAUCAUCGGAAACUCAGUGGGGGCGCUGGGGAACCUGACGCUGGUGCUGGCCAUCAUCGUGUUCAUCUUCGCUGUGGUGGGCAUGCAGCUCUUUGGCAAGAACUACUCAGAACAGAGGCACCGCAUCAGUGACUCGGGCCUGCUGCCCCGCUGGCACAUGAUGGACUUCUUCCAUGCCUUUCUCAUCAUCUUUCGCAUCCUCUGUGGGGAGUGGAUUGAGACCAUGUGGGACUGCAUGGAGGUGUCUGGGCAGUCACUGUGCCUGCUCGUCUUCUUGCUUGUUAUGGUCAUUGGCAACCUUGUGGUCUUGAACCUCUUCCUGGCUUUGCUGCUCAGCUCCUUCAGUGCAGACAACCUCACAGCCCCUGACGACGAUGGGGAGAUGAACAACCUCCAGCUGGCCCUGGCACGCAUCCAGCGUGGCCUGCGCUUCCUCAAGCGGACCACCUGGGACUUCUGCUGUGGACUCCUACAGCGGCCUCCAAAGCCUACGGCCCUUGCUGUCCAUGGCCAGCUGCCCGGCUGCAUGGCCACAUCCAGCUCCCCACCACCCCCGGAGUCACAGAAGGUGCCUCCUGCCCGUAAGGAGACACGAUUUGAGGAAGACAAGCAGCCAGGCCAGGGCACCCCUGGGGAUACAGAACCUGUGUGUGUGCCCAUUGCCAUGGCUGAGUCAGACACGGACGACCAAGAGGAGGAUGAAGAGAAUAGCCUGGGCACAGAGGAAGAGUCCAGCAAGCAGCAGGAAUCCCAGCCUGUUUCCGGCAGCCCAGAGGCCGUCCCAGAGCCGGGGGCCUGGAGCCAGGUGUCAGAGACUGCCUCUUCCGAGGCCAGUGUGGCUCAGGCAGACUGGCGGCAGCAGCGGAAGGUGGAGCCCCCAGCCCCAGGGUGCAGUGAGGCUCCCGAGGACAGUUACUCGGAGGGGAGCACGGCAGACAUGACCAACACAGCAGACCUCCUGGAGCAGAUCCCUGACCUGGGUGAGGAUGUCAAGGAUCCAGAGGACUGCUUCACUGAAGGCUGUGUCCGGCGCUGUCCUUGCUGCGCCGUGGAUACCACACAGGCCCCAGGGAAGGUCUGGUGGCGACUGCGCAAGACCUGCUACCGCAUCGUGGAGCACAGCUGGUUUGAGACGUUCAUCAUCUUCAUGAUCCUGCUCAGCAGUGGAGCACUGGCCUUCGAGGACAUCUACCUAGAGGAGCGGAAGACCAUCAAGGUUCUGCUCGAGUAUGCCGACAAGAUGUUCACCUACAUCUUCGUGCUGGAGAUGCUGCUCAAGUGGGUGGCCUACGGCUUUAAGAAGUACUUCACCAAUGCCUGGUGCUGGCUGGACUUCCUCAUCGUGGAUGUCUCACUGAUCAGCCUCGUAGCCAACACCCUGGGCUUUGCCGAGAUGGGCCCCAUCAAAUCCCUGCGGACACUGCGUGCGCUCCGACCCCUGCGAGCCCUGUCACGAUUUGAAGGCAUGAGGGUUGUGGUCAAUGCCCUGGUGGGCGCCAUCCCAUCCAUCAUGAAUGUCCUCCUCGUCUGCCUCAUCUUCUGGCUCAUCUUCAGCAUCAUGGGUGUGAACCUGUUUGCGGGGAAGUUUGGGCGAUGCAUCAACCAGACUGAGGGAGACCUGCCUUUGAACUACACCGUUGUGAACAAUAAGAGUGACUGUGAGUCUUUCAACGUGACUGGCGAACUGUACUGGACCAAGGUGAAAGUCAACUUUGACAACGUGGGCGCCGGGUACCUAGCUCUUCUGCAGGUGGCAACAUUUAAAGGCUGGAUGGACAUUAUGUAUGCAGCUGUGGACUCCAGGGGGUUUGAAGAGCAGCCCCAGUGGGAAUAUAACCUCUACAUGUACAUCUACUUCGUCAUUUUCAUCAUCUUCGGGUCUUUCUUCACCCUGAACCUUUUCAUCGGUGUCAUCAUUGACAACUUCAACCAACAGAAGAAAAAGUUAGGGGGCCAGGACAUCUUCAUGACAGAAGAGCAGAAGAAGUAUUACAACGCCAUGAAAAAGCUGGGCUCCAAGAAGCCCCAGAAGCCCAUCCCUCGGCCUCUGAACAAGUACCAGGGUUUCCUAUUCGACAUUGUGACUAAGCAGGCCUUCGAUGUCACCAUCAUGUUUCUCAUCUGCUUGAACAUGGUGACCAUGAUGGUAGAGACAGAUGACCAGAGUCCCGAGAAGGUCAACAUCUUGGCCAAGAUCAACCUGCUCUUUGUAGCCAUAUUCACAGGCGAGUGUAUCAUCAAGAUGGCUGCCCUGCGCCACUAUUACUUCACCAACAGCUGGAACAUCUUCGACUUUGUGGUUGUCAUCCUCUCCAUCGUGGGUACCGUGCUCUCAGACAUCAUCCAGAAGUACUUCUUCUCCCCAACGCUCUUCCGAGUCAUCCGCCUGGCCCGAAUCGGCCGCAUCCUCAGGCUGAUUCGAGGUGCCAAGGGGAUCCGCACACUGCUCUUUGCCCUCAUGAUGUCCCUGCCUGCCCUCUUCAACAUCGGCCUGCUGCUCUUCCUCGUCAUGUUCAUCUACUCCAUCUUCGGCAUGGCUAACUUCGCUUAUGUCAAGUGGGAGGCUGGCAUCGAUGACAUGUUCAACUUCCAGACCUUCGCCAACAGCAUGCUGUGCCUCUUCCAGAUCACCACGUCGGCUGGCUGGGAUGGCCUCCUCAGCCCCAUCCUCAACACGGGGCCCCCUUACUGUGACCCCAAUCUGCCCAACAGCAAUGGCUCCCGGGGGAACUGUGGGAGCCCGGCUGUGGGCAUCCUCUUCUUCACCACGUACAUCAUCAUCUCCUUCCUCAUCGUGGUCAACAUGUACAUCGCCAUCAUCCUCGAGAACUUCAGCGUGGCCACAGAAGAGAGCACCGAGCCCCUGAGCGAGGAUGACUUCGACAUGUUCUAUGAGAUCUGGGAGAAGUUCGACCCAGAGGCCACCCAGUUCAUCGAGUACUCGGCCCUGUCCGACUUCGCCGACGCCCUGUCCGAGCCGCUGCGCAUCGCCAAGCCCAACCAGAUAAGCCUCAUCAACAUGGACCUGCCCAUGGUGAGCGGGGACCGGAUCCACUGCAUGGACAUCCUCUUUGCCUUCACCAAGAGGGUGCUGGGCGAGUCUGGGGAGAUGGAUGCCCUGAAGAUCCAGAUGGAGGAGAAGUUCAUGGCGGCCAACCCGUCCAAGAUCUCGUACGAGCCCAUCACCACCACGCUGCGGCGCAAGCACGAGGAGGUGUCGGCCACCAUCAUCCAGCGCGCCUUCCGGCGGCACCUGCUGCAGCGCUCCAUGAAGCACGCCUCCUUCCUCUUCCGCCAGCAGGCCGCCAGCAGCGGGCUGUCCGAGGAGGAGGCCCCUGAGCAAGAGGGCCUCAUCGCCUACAUGAUGAGUGAGAACUUCUCACGCCGCCUUGGCCCACCCUCCAGCUCCUCCAUUUCCUCCACGUCCUUCCCCCCCUCCUAUGACAGCGUCACCAGGGCCACCAGCGAUAACCCCCAGGUGCGGGCGUCCGACUACAGCCGCAGCGAGGACCUCGCGGACUUCCCCCCGUCCCCAGACAGGGACCGCGAGUCUAUCGUGUGAGCCUCAGCCCGGCUGGCCAGGAGGCACCGAGAGGCGGCCUGUCGCAUCCGAGCAAAUGUGACUGCAGCCACAAGCCGGCAUCUGCUGGGCCUUCCUUGGGCUCCGGGCGUGAGAGCUGGGCCUUGGCCCCACAGGUCAAUGAGGCUGAGUCCCGUGGCACCCACGUGGAUGGCCACAAGCAGGUGGCCGGGCUGACCGUUCUGGGUGGCCUGUCACCGGAGGCCCUACACACACCAGUGGCGGGGCUGGUCAGGCCACACCCGGGGGCCUUGAAAAGCCACACCACCCCAGCUGCCGAGGAGAACUACAAAACUGGGACUGUAGAUGUUGUGAAUGGGCUUUCAUAAAUUUAUUAUAUUUGAUAUUUUUUUACUUGAGCAAAGAACUGUUUUUUCCAUGGACGAUGGCAGUAGUUCACGCUGCCUUUUCUUAACUCCAAACACGAGUGUCUGUGGAGCUGUUGGAACUCUGUUCUCAAAGCAAAAGUGACACCCAGUAUGACCUCCCCAGGCCUUCGAUGCCCUGGGACCAGAAGGGGAUCCCCUGCUGCUCAGGCCACGGUGCCAGGAGAGCUGAACCUCUUUUCUCGCACAUGCGUGUACGCACAGUCCACACAAGGGGGCCACACUCGGGCUCCCUGUGGCCCAGGCUCCCCUCAGGCAGGUGCCAGGCAGAGGGGUUCUCGCCAGUGGGGGCUCACGCUGGCCUCCCACUGUCCCCAGGGUCCUAUAUGCCCCCUUGUGGUUUUAUGCAGGCCAUCCUGGGGUCUUUUCUAGGAAAACACAAAGCUUCCAGAAAAGAGCGGCCUGGGUCCCAGGGCUGGUCCUGGCUAUGAUGUUGCCUUUUCCUCCUGGGAGAGGCCAGCCCUCUGCACGAGUAUUAAUAUUAAAGUGAAGGGCAUGAGGGAACCGGCCCCACGUGUGGCCAGCCCCCAGCUUGUCCUUGCUCCCCAAGCCGGCAGGCCCUGCCCCACGGGCCAGGAAGAGCAGCCUGAGCCCCGUGCCACAAGGGCUAGGAAGCUGACCAGCCCUCAGCCGUGGGGCCCCAGCCCAUCUGAGGAAGGGAAUCUGUUGUCAUGGCCAGGGCUCUCUUUCCAGACCUUUCUGCCUCUCGC
Molecule: messenger RNA, 7339 nt
Organism: Nyctereutes procyonoides (raccoon dog)
Lineage: Eukaryota; Metazoa; Chordata; Mammalia; Carnivora; Canidae
Gene: SCN5A
Product: sodium voltage-gated channel alpha subunit 5
Exons: 28
Coding region: 181-6225 (2014 amino acids)
Biological process (GO): regulation of heart rate; AV node cell action potential; regulation of atrial cardiac muscle cell membrane depolarization
Cellular component (GO): axon; plasma membrane; voltage-gated sodium channel complex
Molecular function (GO): voltage-gated sodium channel activity involved in cardiac muscle cell action potential
Source: RefSeq, a predicted model, not a curated record